Molecule: messenger RNA, 1274 nt
Organism: Sphaeramia orbicularis (orbiculate cardinalfish)
Lineage: Eukaryota; Metazoa; Chordata; Actinopteri; Kurtiformes; Apogonidae
Exons: 4
Coding region: 277-915 (212 amino acids)
Biological process (GO): spermatogenesis
Source: RefSeq, a predicted model, not a curated record
UUUUACCUGUUCAGACACUGUGUAAGAGGGAACGAAAGCAGCCGUCAAGACAGACUUAAUCUGGACUAUGAAACAGCGCCGGCCCGGCCACUGAAAGUCUGUUUGUUUUGUGUUCAAGAGCAGCUCCGAAACUUACAUGGAAACACGUCAAAGUGGGCCCAACUGAGACCAGCUGAAGUGGAAGUGAAGACUUGUCGGUGGAGGGUGGACCACAGAGCCAUAAAAAGAGGUCUUCACGGGUGUUACCAAGAGUAUUGAGCGUCUAUUUCUGCAAGUAUGAAUCCCAUGUGGAAGGUAUAUAAGAGCAAAGUGCUGAAGACCCUUAACCCUGAGUAUGAGGAGGACGCUGCAGAAGAGGUCACUGAGGUCGAGAAUGACGUGAGUCCAGUUCAGGAGGAUGAGGGUCCCACUGGUGUCUCCCAGUUGGCCAGGAAAAUGCAGGGAGCUGGAACCAAAAGCUGGAACAAACUGUCAGCUCUAUUUAACAAAGAGGAUGAACACCAGCUUCUGGAGGAGACUGAGAGCCCACCAGUCGCUGAUCAUCCACUUGCAGUGAAGCCAGAGGAGCCUCCACGACCCACCAGGCGCUCAGGAUUCUGGGAUAGUUUUGCGACCAACUGGGCGGCCAAGAAGCAGGCUGAGGCGGCGGCGGCUGCAGCAGCCAACGAGGGGAUGGCUGCAGGGCAGGGUGAGGAGGGGGUGACGGAGGCGGGAGGGGAGGAGAGGCAGGAUGGGCAGAUUACAGAGGGAGCAGAGAGCGAAGAAGGAGGAGGAGGAAGGAGCAACAAUAGCUUCUCAAAGUACGUCUCACUGGGAGGAGGAGGAGGAGGCAACCAGGACCCAUCCUUCAAAUGGAACUUUGUCACCAGUAAACUGGCAGAGCUGAAGACGAAGACCGUGACCAAAACCAACUAGCUGUCUGUGGAGUGAGGAACUGGAGUUAAAUGUGUGGGAGGAGGUGUUUAAUGCAUACGUACACCUGUACCUGAACAGAGCAGCUGUAGACGUCCCUUAUGAAAGGCAGCGGUGCAUCCACACAGGUGUUUUCAUGUAACCUGAGGUCAUUUCAGGCAGGUUCCACUGGCAGCUCCUCCUGUAGUUUUGUUUCACAUGUUAGAGGCAAAACUAAUCCAUGAACUACAUUUUAUUAGUUCAGAAGUGUGAUGACGGCCCUCCUCUGCCUAACCUGUCAGUCAUUUUAAACACCUGUGUGGAUGCGCAGAUUUUACUGCAUUAACCCAUAAAGACCCACAGCUACUUUUGUGGCAGUUCCA